Messenger RNA from Danaus chrysippus (African queen), 381 nucleotides. The record is from the annotation of a GenBank genome assembly. Lineage: Eukaryota; Metazoa; Arthropoda; Insecta; Lepidoptera; Nymphalidae.
AUGCAAAACGUCGCGUGCAAGCGAUGUUAUUGUCUCCUCAAGGAAAGGAUUCCAUUAUUCUGGCAGCCAGCGAGCCCGGGGCUGAGGGAUUUCGCAUUUCAUUCUACGGUUGAUUGCGAGAUUUCUUUACCUGGAGACGAGUUUAAUCAUGCCUGCAAUUGGAAAAACAAUGAAGGAUGGAUUGGAUGGAGCAGUGUACAGUACUGGCGGUUGUCAAUCGUUAUUGUUCGCAGUUUAGGUUAUCACAGUCAAAGGAGGCCGACAAAGAGACGCCGCGCUGUGGACGCAUUACGGUCCCGACACCCCCACCCCGCGCGCACAGGGCUGACGACCGACGGAUCAGCUGACGGAGCUGUCGAUACACUUGACAUUGACAGUUGA